Messenger RNA from Colossoma macropomum (tambaqui), 3935 nucleotides. RefSeq names its product adenylate cyclase 8 (brain) (gene adcy8). The record is from RefSeq and is a predicted model, not a curated record. The transcript is spliced from 18 exons. Gene Ontology annotation, biological process: cAMP biosynthetic process; adenylate cyclase-activating G protein-coupled receptor signaling pathway; intracellular signal transduction. Bases 18 to 3695 code for a protein of 1225 amino acids. Gene Ontology annotation, cellular component: plasma membrane. Lineage: Eukaryota; Metazoa; Chordata; Actinopteri; Characiformes; Serrasalmidae. Gene Ontology annotation, molecular function: adenylate cyclase activity.
GAAAAAGAGCGGGAAGGAUGGAGCUUUCGGAAGUGCGCUGCUCGAGCGCGAGCGACGAGCUGUACACCAUCAACAAGACGCCCGCGAGCUCGAACGGUGCGCGGCCCAAACGCCUGCUGUGGCAGAACGCCGUGCGCCACAUCACCGAGCAGCGCUUCAUCCACGAGCACGUCGGCGCCAACAAGGCCGCGUCUCCGGACGCGCAGGACGCCGGAAAGACGGCAGGAGACCGACAGCGGCAGCAGCAGCAGCAGCACAACAACGGCGGAACUAAAGUGUUCCCCGAGCGCUCGAGCAGCGACCUGGGCUUCGUGCAGCUCGACUGCGCGCCCAGCAACUCGGAGUUCUUCCUGAGCUGGGGCUACACGUACCGCGGCGUCAUCUUCCCCACGCUGCGCUACGCCUUCAAGUCGCGCGAGCUCGAGCGCCUCUACCAGCGCUACUUCCUGGGCCAGCGGCGCAAGUCCGUGGUGGUCAUGAAUAUCCUGGACGUGGUGACCAAGCUGACGCUGCUCGUGCUGCACCUGACGCUUGGCGCCACGCCCGUGGACCCCAUCCGGGGCAUGCUGCUCGGCUUCUUCACGGGCGUCGAGGUGGUCAUCUGCGCACUCGUGGUCGUGCGCAAGGACACGAGCUCGCACGGCUACCUGCAGUACAGCGGCGCGGUCACGUGGGCGGCCAUGGCCACGCAGAUCCUGGCCACGGGCCUCGGCUACGGCCUGCUCGGGGACGGCGUCGGCUACGUGCUCUUCACGCUCUUCGCCACCUACAGCAUGCUGCCGCUGCCCCUCACGUGGGCCAUGGCGGCCGGCGUGCUCACCUCCGCGCUCCACGUCGCCCUGCAGGUGCUCGCGGCGCCCCACGCGCAGCUCUCCACCAAUCAGCUCUGUGCGCAGGUGUUGUUGUUCGUGUGUAUGAACACUGCGGGGGUGUUUAUCAGUUACCUGGCUGACCGCGCCCAGCGCCAGGCCUUCCUGGAGACACGCAGGUGCAUCGAGGCCCGUCUGCGCCUGGAGACUGAGAACCAGAGACAGGAGCGGCUGGUGUUGUCAGUGUUGCCCCGCUUCGUUGUACUGGAGAUGAUUAAUGACAUGAGUAAUGUGGAGGAUGAAAACCUGCAGCACCAGUUUCACCGCAUCUACAUCCACCGCUACGAAAACGUCAGCAUUCUCUUUGCUGAUGUGAAGGGCUUCACUAACCUGUCCACCACCCUCUCGGCUCAGGAGCUUGUCCGAAUGCUAAAUGAACUCUUUGCUCGCUUUGACCGCCUUGCACACGAGCACCACUGUCUGAGGAUAAAGAUUCUGGGUGAUUGUUAUUACUGCGUCUCAGGGCUUCCUGAACCCAGACCAGACCAUGCCCACUGCUGUGUGGAAAUGGGUCUGAGCAUGAUCAAAACCAUCAGGUAUGUGCGUUCACGUACAAAGCACGACAUCGACAUGCGUAUUGGGAUUCACUCUGGCUCAGUCUUGUGUGGAGUUUUGGGCUUGCGGAAGUGGCAGUUUGACGUCUGGUCCUGGGACGUCGACAUCGCCAACAAACUCGAGUCUGGAGGGAUACCUGGGCGGAUCCACAUCUCUAAAGCGGCUCUGGACUGCUUAAACGGAGACUAUGAGGUAGAGGCGGGCCACGGAAAGGACCGGAACGAUUUCCUGCGCAGACACAACAUAGAGACGUUCCUGAUCAAACAGCCAGAGGAGAGCCUGCUCGCCCUGCCCGAGGACAUCAUGAGGGAGGCCACCAACCAAUCAGAUCAUAGAGCAUCUACCACCACUUUUACUGAAGGCACCUGGAGUCCAGAACUGCCCUUCCAUAAUAUAGUGGGCAAGCAGAAUACGUUGGCUGCUCUCACUCGUCACUCCAUAAACCUGCUCCCCAACCAUCUGGCGCAGGCGCUGCAUGUGCGCGCCGGCUCGCAGGAAAUAAACGCGCGCAUGCAGAGCACCAUCGCACUGCGCAGCGGAGACAAACUCCGACGACAGCACAUCACACCUUUCUCGCUCACGUUUAGAGAAGCCGUCCUGGAGCACAAGUACUCGCAGAUGAGGGACGAGGUGUUCAAGUCGAAUCUGGUGUGUGCGUUCAUCGUACUCCUCUUCAUCACAGCAAUACAGAGCCUACUGCCUUCUGCAAGGAUGGCAACUAUGGUGAUCCAGUUCUCUGUGCUCAUCUUACUGCACUGCUGUCUGGUUGUUGUGACAACGGCGGAGGACUACAAGUGUCUGCCAUUGGUUUUGCGUAAGGCGUGUUGCUGGGUGAACGAGACGUACACGGCGCGAAAUGUUGUCAUCCUCCUCUCCAUCUUGAUCAACUUCCUGGCUGCCAUUAUUAACAUUUUGUGGUGUAAUGUUGAUAAAUCCAUCUGGGACGUGUUCAGGAACGGCACAUUUGAUGCUUCAGCCUCCAUCCCUGGCUGUCUCUACCCAGAGUAUUUUGUGUUUACGGGCGUGUUGGCGAUGGUGACGUGUGCCGUGUUUCUGCGGUUAAACUCUGUGCUGAAGUUGGUCAUCCUGCUGUUGAUGAUCGCCAUCUACUCACUACUGACCGAGGCUUUCUACCACUCGCUGUUCACUCGCUACGACACCAUCUCCAGCUACGAUAACUUCAGCAACCAGAGCUUCCUGGGAACCAAGAGGACAUCUCUGCUGCUGAUGGCAAUGUUCCUGUUAGCGGUGUUCUAUCAUGGACAACAGCUGGAGUAUACAGCACGACUGGAUUUCUUGUGGCGCGUACAGGCGAAGGAGGAGAUCAAUGAAAUGCGAGAGUUGAGGGAACACAAUGAGAACAUGUUGCGUAACAUCCUGCCCAGCCAUGUCGCACGUCACUUCCUGGAGAAGGACAGAGACAACGAGGAGUUGUAUUCUCAGUCCUAUGAUGCGGUUGGAGUGAUGUUCGCCUCUAUUCCUGGCUUUGCUGAUUUUUAUUCUCAGACUGAAAUGAACAAUCAGGGAGUUGAGUGUCUGCGGCUGCUCAACGAGAUCAUCGCCGACUUUGAUGAGCUGCUGGGGGAAGAUCGUUUUCAGGACAUUGAGAAGAUUAAGACUAUUGGCAGCACAUAUAUGGCAGUGUCUGGUCUGUCACCAGAAAAACAGCAAUGUGAGGAUAAGUGGGGCCACCUGUGUGCUCUGGCUGACUUCGCCAUUGCUCUGAACGAGAGCAUCCAGGAGAUCAACAAACACUCCUUCAACAACUUCCAGCUUCGUAUUGGCAUGGCCCAUGGUUCCGUAGUUGCAGGUGUGAUCGGCGCUAAGAAGCCUCAGUACGAUAUCUGGGGGAAGACGGUGAACCUGGCCAGCCGCAUGGACAGCACCGGGGUCAGUGGAAAGAUACAGGUGCCUGAAGAAACUUACGCCAUCCUGACGGAGCGCGGCUUUGCCUUCGAGUACCGUGGCGAGAUCUACGUGAAGGGCAUCAGUGAGCAGGAAGGGAAGAUCCGCACGCACUUCCUGCUGGGCCGCGUGCAGCCCAACCCUCUGAUCCUGCAGCCACGCAAGCUCACGGGGCAGUACUCUCUCGCCGCCGUGGUGCUCGGCCUUGUCCAGUCCCUCAACCGGCAGAAACAGAAGCAGAUCCUCAAUGAAAACAACAACUCAGGCAUCAUGAAGGGCCACUAUAACCGCCGCACCCUGCUGGCACCUGGGGGCCCUGACACCAGCCACACCGAGAUGGCAGCGGACAAGAAUGAAAUGGCCUAGAGAGUGCCUGAGUGAAGUUUCUACAAGGUCCUUAAAGUACAGAAAAACGAAUAGACUGCUAUCCCAGAGAUGACCUGAUAAAAAGGACUGAGCGGUCAACAAAGAUCGCCAUACUGAAAGACUGAGCUGUCCCAAAGACUGUCUGAUAAACUGACUGAGUGUCCCUCUUGCUGUCCAUGUUUCUUUUUUGUAUUUCUUUUGUAUUUCCAGCACAAUAAAAGGGUUUAAUUUUUUAUAAAA